Molecule: messenger RNA, 716 nt
Organism: Oncorhynchus tshawytscha (Chinook salmon)
Lineage: Eukaryota; Metazoa; Chordata; Actinopteri; Salmoniformes; Salmonidae
Product: transcription factor SOX-6
Biological process (GO): regulation of transcription by RNA polymerase II; central nervous system development; cell fate commitment
Cellular component (GO): nucleus
Molecular function (GO): RNA polymerase II cis-regulatory region sequence-specific DNA binding; DNA-binding transcription factor activity, RNA polymerase II-specific
Source: RefSeq, a predicted model, not a curated record
GAGACAGAGACAGAGACAGAGACAGAGAUCUGUGAGACAGAGAGUGUGACCCCUCUGGCUCCUGGUGAACUGAGGAGGUGUUAUGCCAUCCAGCGCUGAAGUUGUCUCUCUUGGAUCGGGAGGAGGAGGACCAAUGGCGGAGGGGGCCAUCGGUGGAGACGAGCGGCUCAGUUUCAGAAUAAUGUCUUCCAAGCAAGCCACCUCUCCGUUUGCCUCCGUCGCCGAUGGGGAGGAAGCCAUGAGUCAGGACCACCUGUCCUGGGAUAAGGAGGAGAGUGCCGAGGCCCACGGGACGCCCCAGCUGCCCCUGCACAGCCUGCUCCACAGCAAGGGCUCCAUGGACGAACUGCAGCCCCUCAGCAGUGUCCCUCCAGAGAGUGACUGGGACAGCAUGGUGUCAGCCCAGCAGCGCAUGGAAUCUGACAGCAAUAAAGUAUGUUCCCUGUACUCCUUCCGGAAUAACUCAACCUCCCCACACAAGCCUGAGGAGGGGGCCCGGGAGCGCGGCGACCUGCUGAGCGGAUCUGCGUUCGGAACUCCGGAGCGCCGCAAAGGAAGCCUGGCCGACGUGGUGGACACACUGAAGCAGAAGAAGCUGGAGGAGAUGACAAAGUCAGAGCAAGAUGAAUCCAGUUGCAUGGAAACACUUCUGUCAAAAGACUGGAAAGAGAAGAUGGAAAGGCUCGACACCGGUGAUCUUCUGGGAGAAGUUAAAG